Lasiodiplodia theobromae is the source of this 1137-nucleotide messenger RNA. Its product is annotated as Cysteine synthase. Lineage: Eukaryota; Fungi; Ascomycota; Dothideomycetes; Botryosphaeriales; Botryosphaeriaceae. The transcript has 2 exons. The record is from RefSeq and is a predicted model, not a curated record. Gene Ontology annotation, molecular function: cysteine synthase activity. Bases 1 to 1137 code for a protein of 378 amino acids. Gene Ontology annotation, cellular component: cytoplasm.
AUGUUCCGGACGCGCGUGCUGCGGUUCGCCGCCACUACCUACCGCGCGGCAGAAAACAUCUCGCAGAUUGAGGCCGCCCAGCAGUAUGCCAUUGGCAUCUCCAAGGCGCAGGGCGUCACCCAGCGCGGCUUCAUUGACGCAAUCGGCAAGACACCGCUCAUCCGCCUGAAGAAGCUCUCCGACGAGACCGGAUGCGAGGUUCUCGGCAAGGCCGAAUUCCAAAAUCCCGGUGGUUCCGUCAAAGAUCGCGCCGCUCUCUACGUCGUCGAGAAUGCCGAGAAGCAGGGUCUGUUGAAGCCUGGCGGCACUGUGGUCGAGGGCACUGCUGGCAACACCGGCAUUGGCCUCGCCCACGUGUGCCGCUCCAAGGGCUACAAGCUGGUCAUCUACAUGCCUAACACGCAGUCGCAGGGCAAGAUCGACUUGCUCAGACUGCUGGGUGCCGAGGUCUACCCUGUCCCCGCCGUCGCCUUCGAAAACCCCCAGAACUACAACCACCAGGCCAAGAGGCACGCCGAGUCCAUGGACAACGCUGUGUGGACUAACCAAUUCGACAACACUGCCAACCGCCAGGCACAUAUCGAGACGACCGGUCCGGAGAUUUGGUACCAGACCGGUGGCAAGAUUGACGCUUUCACCUGCGCUACUGGUACCGCCGGAACUCUUGCUGGAGUUACGAGGUACUUGAAAGAGAAGUCCGAGGGGCGCGUGAAGUCCUUCUUGGCCGAUCCUCCGGGUUCCGUGCUUCACUCGUACAUCCAGAGCGGCGGCAAGCUCACUGAGAGGAGCGGUGGCUCCAUCACUGAGGGCAUCGGCCAGGGCCGCAUCACGGACAACCUGAAGCCUGACAUUGGUCUUGUCGACGGCUCGGUGCACAUUCCUGACGAGGAGACGAUUGCCAUGGUCUACCGCUGCCUGGAUGAGGAGGGCUUGUACCUCGGUGCCAGCUCUGCGCUGAACGUCGUUGCGGCCAAGAAGGUCGCUGAGAAGCUCGGAAAGGGCAACACUGUUGUCACCAUCCUCUGCGAUGGUGCCUACAGAUACGCUGAUAGACUUUUCUCCAAGAAGUGGUUGACCGAGAAGAAGCUCAUUGACUCGAUACCUCAGCACCUGCGCAAGUACAUCGUCCUGCAGUGA